GUCCGUCAAGCACUGCGACAACUCAAAAUUCUCGUGAAGCUUCACCUUUGUAUAUAGUGUUUUACAAAUUUACGAAGUUUUGAAUGAGAGUCAAUCGAUUGUACCUAAUAAUGGGUGCCAUAUGGAAAUUAGGAAUACUAAUUUAAUCGUCGAAAUCACAAAUGGCUACGGAGACGCUUUUAAAAACGAACAAGCAUUCAAAGUAUAUAUCAUAUAGGAAAAUUUUGUAUCAUAGGUUUUUUGUUGGCCUACUAUUGUUUAUAGUGGUGUCUCUUGUGUUUACUGUGCUUUUUAACAUUUACGCGGGAAGUUCACCACGGACCGAAAUUUACGAACCUGUGAGUUUAGAUUUAGUGAGUUUACAAGUCACGAAAAUUAAAAUAAAUGCACCUUAUUCUGCCCCUCGCUAUACAAAUUGUACAUAUUGGAGUUGUUUUAACGUAUACAAAUGCGGGAGAGGCGGGCACGAUAAGAUAACUAUCUACAUAUACCCAUUAAGAGAGUACAGAACGGAAGAAGAUAGACUUAUAUCACAAUUGUCUAAGGAGUUUUAUGAAAUAUUAGAUACGAUAAGGCAUAGUAAGUAUUACACAGCGAAUCCUGAGGAGGCUUGUUUGUUGGUGCCCAGUAUAGACACACUGAACCAAAAUACGUUUUCAAGUAAACAUGUAUCUCAAGCUUUGCAGUCUCUCCAAUACUGGAACAAUGGAGAGAAUCAUCUCAUAUUCAACAUGUUACCAGGCGGUGCCCCAAACUACGAAACAGUUGUCGAUCUCAACACAAGCAAAGCUAUUAUAGCAGGAUCCGGUUUCAACACAUGGACUUUUCGAUAUGGAUUUGAUAUUUCAAUACCUUUAUACAGCGAUGUUGCCAGAGGAAUUGACAAUACACAGCCUGAACAGAAGAAUUUCUUAAUUAUAUCCACACAGCAGAAUAUUCCAGAAGAUUAUUUAGCAGAAUUACAAAAUAUAGCAUCUUCAUCAAAUGAUUUAUUAUUACUUGGCAAUUGUAAGACGGAAUCAAAUAGAAUAGAUAAUACGAAACGCUGUGAAUAUACCACUGGAAGAAUAUUUAACUAUCCAGAUAUAUUAAAAGAGGGUAUGUUCUGUCUGGUUGUACGUAGCGCAAGACUGACACAGUCCGUAUUGAUGGAUAUACUAGCAUCGCAAUGUAUACCCAUUAUAAUAGCUGAUACUAUAGUUUUGCCGUUUAAUUCUCAUGUGGACUGGCAUCGUUUAUCAUUGUAUUUGCCCGAAGAUAACAUUAAGAAUCUAUUGAGGAUAGUCCAUUCAGUAAGCAAAGAGAGACGUGGUGAGCUUUAUUGGCAACUGAGAUGGGUAUAUGAGAAAUAUUUUGCGACUAUAGAAAAAAUUACGUUGACGACUUUAGAAAUAUUGAAUGAAAAAGUUUUUCCUUUAGCUGCUAGAAUGUACGAAGAUUGGAAUAUGCCAGAACAUUUGUAUGGUCCAGUGAAUCCGUUAUUCCUGCCAGUGACAGCUCCGAAGUCCCCGGGCUUCACCGCUGUCAUUCUGACGUACGACCGUGUUGACAGUCUGUUCACAUUGAUCAAGAAGCUGGUGCGGACCCCCAGCCUCGCUAAGAUACUGGUCGUCUGGAAUAACCAGAAGAAACCACCGCCGCCUUCAUCAGACUGGCCAGUAAUAAACAAGCCGUUGAAAGUGAUCCGAACGAAAGAGAACAAACUGUCGAAUCGAUUUUAUCCGUACGAUGAGAUUGAGACCGAGUGUCAACUGACUAUCGACGACGACAUAAUUAUGCUGACGCCCGAUGAAUUGGAAUUUGGAUUUGACGUGUGGCGGGAGUUCCCCGACCGCAUCGUGGGCUUCCCGUCCCGUCUCCACGUGUGGGACAAUGUCACCUCCUCAUGGAAGUACCACAGCGAGUGGACCAACCAGAUCUCUAUGGUACUAACUGGUGCGGCUUUCCAUCACAAGAUCUGGUCCUGGUACUAUACUUACAAAAUGCCAGUCGAGAUUCGAACCUGGGUCGAUGAUCAUUUCAACUGCGAGGACAUCGCUAUGAACUUUCUAGUCGCUAAUGUUACUAGAAAACCGCCUAUCAAGGUAACACCUCGUAAGAAGUUCAAAUGUCCGGAAUGUACAAACACUGAGAUGUUAUCCGCAGAUGCACGUCACAUGUCACAGAGAUCCGCUUGCAUCAACAAAUUCACCAAAAUAUACGGUCAUACGGCACUAAAAGCUGUAGAAUUCCGCGCAGAUCCGCUCCAGUACAGAGAAACUAAUUCCGGAGUACCGCAAUUAUAUCCUGACAUCGGAUCACUUUGAGGAAUGGACAAUAACAAUUAAAAAGGCUGGUCGCAAAAUGUUAGGGUUUCGUCCCCAAACCAGGGUAAGUAGAUUUAACUGUUGUUUUUCGGUUUUUACUCCAUUUUUUUUUUAAACCAAGAUAUGAGCUAUUCUUUGAUUGAAAAAUUAC
Molecule: messenger RNA, 2457 nt
Organism: Papilio machaon (common yellow swallowtail)
Lineage: Eukaryota; Metazoa; Arthropoda; Insecta; Lepidoptera; Papilionidae
Gene: sotv
Product: exostosin-2
Exons: 8
Coding region: 162-2306 (714 amino acids)
Cellular component (GO): membrane
Molecular function (GO): glycosyltransferase activity
Source: RefSeq, a predicted model, not a curated record